AUGUUAUCGAUACCUAAUCAUUGUUAUUCGUGAAUCAUAUUCUUAGCCUAGCCACAAAGAAAAACCAUAAACAAAUAAAAUGGGAUCUGAGAAAGUUUGAUUAUAUGCGCGUUUCUAACGGUCCUGGGGAUGACAUUCCUAAUCUUGGCCUGUGCGCUGCCCACUCCAAAGAUAUUCUACCCAUUCUUCGUACUGCUAUUUUAUGUUUUGUCUGUGUUGCCCGUUUUCAUAUCAAAACGGACGACCCCAAACAACGAAACUAAUCCGAAAUCGGAAUUCGCCCUUUUCCUUACUGCUGGUAUGGUGCUGAGCGCCUUUGCAUUGCCCAUCGUCUUGGCACAUUCGGCUGUCAUAAGUUGGACUGCGUGCACGCUGACGCUAAUAGGAAACGUUAUAAACUAUUCAACCAUGUUUGGUUAUGCCAUGCGUGAUGAUGGCUUCGAUGCGCCAUAUGGAGGCAUGUUUUAAAUUGAAAUCGAGUUUAAUUUUAAGCGCCCGUCUACGAUUAUUGGAUGUAGCAAUUUGGAUGCCGCUAGUUUCAUCCAAGACGACAGUCAAUCUCACAGUAAUAAAUAUAUUCACAAAACAAAUAUUUAAUU
This is a messenger RNA of Drosophila navojoa, 599 nucleotides long. Its product is annotated as leptin receptor gene-related protein. Gene Ontology annotation, biological process: late endosome to vacuole transport via multivesicular body sorting pathway. NCBI's taxonomy places the organism in Eukaryota, Metazoa, Arthropoda, Insecta, Diptera, Drosophilidae. The record is from RefSeq and is a predicted model, not a curated record. Gene Ontology annotation, cellular component: endosome.